GCAUAGGAAUGGGCAAUGCGUAGAGCUAAAGAAAAUAUCUUGGAGUGAGCAGCAAAAAGCAUCAAGAGAGUGACAUUCCUCGGCGCAGCUGUCGUCAUAUAAAUCAUUUUCAGUAUACAGGGUGUUCGACAGGAUGCGUCCGAUAUGAAAGCUAGCUAUAGACUAGAACAGUUAUGUUGGUCAAGUUGUUAGCUAUAUUAUGAAUUACAAUUUCAGCUGCUUUAAUAUUUCAAUUCAGUUUGCCUUGAGUGAGGCACCCUCUAUUUGCCAAAAACACGAAACGGCGCCAUUUUCGCUCUGACUACUCAAAGAUUUAUCUUUGGCAUAGAAAUAAAACAGAUAUUAUUUAAGAGUCGCAGGGAAUGAAAGGAAAAAUAAUAUAAAUAAUAAUCUGUAUCUCGUGUUAGUUGUUUAAUGGGCACCCUGUAUGCCCAAUGCCACUCAAGCAAUACACCAAAUCCAUUUCAAUUAAUAUUUCUACGUCAGCGAAUAAACAAAUAUUGACUAAAAUCAAUACAAAUACGAUAGCAAAUUAUACAAGCAUAUAUACAUAUAUAACAAGAACUUAAUUUCGAUACACAAAGAGCAUAAAACAAAAGUAAAACAACAACCACAACAACGACAACAGCAAUUAUGAAUAGCAAACGCAUGAGUUUUUAUGUAUUUCCAACGUUUUUUUGGUUUCAUGGCAGAGCGGCGAAAGCGUGGAAACAUCGUGAGUUGGUGCAGUAUAUGUAUGUAAAUGUGAAAACCACUUGCACGAACAGUGCUGAAAAUAGAUCGAAGACAAGAAAUGUUAAAAAUAAAUACAACAAAUAUUAAAUCUAGUGGCAGAAGCCGCACUACCACAACCAGCGGCAGCAGCAGCUAAGCGACACGGUCGCCGCAGCAAUCAAAAAGAAAAAAAUAAUAUACACAUAUACAUAUAUAUAUGUAUAAAAAGAAAAAUAAAUUUUAGAAAAAGAAAGAGCAAAAAUGAACAGAAUUAAAACGCAGUCGCUUGAAGCAAGCAAAAAACCAAUCAGCGAGCAGAGGCUGCAACAACAACAAAUAGAGUAAAAUAAAAACAGAAGCCGCAUAGCCAAAACGCGAGCGAGUCCAGCAACAGCGACGUCUCCAUAAUAAUAUUAUCUUUAACAACAACAAGUACUACAACAACAACAACAACAACAGUCGAGCUGAGUGGGCGUCGGCUAGCGUUGGCAAGGACAGCCACCAAAAGCGACACGAAAGCUGAACGCUGAACGCUGAACGUUGACGUUGACGUGGACGUUGACGUCUACCGCGCCGUCUCCCUCGCCGUCUCUCUGUCGUCCCGCUGCCGUGUGCGUCGCCUUUGCCGUCGCACGGUCCGCGAAUCAAUUUCCGUUGCGGUGGCCGUUUCAGUUUUGAUUUCAACGUCGCUAGCGCCACGCGUGUCGCGAAUCCCUAAUGGCGCAGCUGCUCACCCAGCGAAUUAACGCAAGUGCAAGAGAUUGAGACCAAGACCCAGACCGAGUGCGAGUUCGAGUUCGAGUCCGAGUCCGUUUGAGAGGCUAGCGAAAGCGGGCCAAGAGCAGCCGCAACAGCUGCAAGUGAAGCCAAGUAAAAAGUUACUAAAAGAAUAUUUGAGAAAGCGAGUGAAAGAGCUCCUGUCCGUGCCGUGUCUGUGACUGUGACUGUGUCUGUGUCUGUGUCUAUGCUAAAGUCAAGUCAAAUGCCAGCUAGUCCGUGCCUGGAGCUGGGACAUCUGCCCGCAUUAUCCAGCGCUGCGGCGACAACAACAACAACGAUGCGACACAGAAGCAGCGCCACAAGGAUACGCAAAAGACUUUGCCGCUGCAGUGGCCAGCGGCCAGAGAUGCAACCAGAGCCAGCGGCACAACUCGAGUCGCCACUGGCGACAGCAACAGCCACAGCAACUGCAACUGCAACUGCAACCACAAUACGACGCACCACAACGAGCCCAAGGAGCAGCCCCGGCCUCAGUCUGAGGCUGAUCGGCGCCACGGCGGCGCUGGCCACGGCUGCCGUGCUGCACACAACGAACGCGCUGACCGCCACGGCUGGCGCCCUCGAUGCCGUCGCACUGCCGCUGCAAGGCACUGCCACGCCCCUGCCCGCCACACACGAUCUGAAUGCCACGCUGCUGAGCAGCACGUCCGGCGCGCUCUACAACGACAGCAGAGCCACGCUGGAUGCAGGACUUGCCGCAGCCGAGGGGGCCGAGGAUUGGUUCGACGAUCUGAUCUGGGUGCUCAAGGCAUCCGUCAUGCUGUUAAUCAUCAUUGCGGCCAUCUGCGGCAAUCUGCUUGUUAUUAUUUCUGUGAUGCGUGUUAGAAAAUUAAGAGUUAUAACGAAUUACUUUGUAGUUUCCUUAGCCAUGGCUGAUAUAAUGGUCGCUAUUAUGGCCAUGACAUUUAACUUUAGUGUGCAAGUAACUGGGCGCUGGAACUUCAGCCCCUUCCUGUGCGACCUGUGGAACAGCUUGGACGUGUACUUCUCAACUGCAAGCAUUUUGCAUUUAUGCUGCAUAUCAGUGGAUAGAUACUAUGCCAUUGUGAAGCCGCUCAAGUAUCCGAUUAGCAUGACAAAACGCGUGGUUGGCAUUAUGCUGCUGAACACAUGGAUAUCGCCGGCGCUGCUCUCGUUCCUGCCCAUCUUCAUCGGCUGGUAUACGACAGACAAGCACAAGGUAUUCGUGAAGGAGCAUCCCGAGCAGUGCUCGUUUGUGGUGAACACUUACUAUGCCAUCAUAUCGAGCUCGAUUUCGUUCUGGAUACCCUGCACCAUAAUGAUUUUCACUUAUCUGGCCAUUUUCCGUGAGGCCAACCGGCAGGAGAAGCAGUUGAUGAUGCGCCAUGGCAAUGCGAUGCUCAUGCAUCGCCCAUCGAUGCAGCCAUCAGGCGAGGCGCUGAGCGGCUCGGGCUCAUCGAAAACGUUGACACUGCAUGAGGUCGAGCAGGAGCACACCCCGACAAAGGACAAACAUUUAAUCAAAAUGAAGCGGGAGCACAAGGCCGCGCGCACUCUGGGCAUCAUCAUGGGCACCUUCAUUCUCUGCUGGCUGCCAUUUUUCGUGUGGUACACGCUCUCCAUGACCUGCGACGCGUGCCAGGUGCCAGACAUUGUGGUCUCGAUACUCUUCUGGAUUGGCUACUUCAACUCCACGCUCAAUCCGCUGAUCUACGCGUACUUCAAUCGCGACUUCCGGGAGGCUUUCCGCAACACGCUGCUCUGCCUGUUCUGCAACUGGUGGAAGGACAGGCACAUGCCGCUGGACAUUGACAUACGGCGCUCCAGCCUGCGCUACGAUCAGCGCGCGAAGAGCGUCUACUCGGAGAGCUAUCUCAAUUCGAACACGCCCUCGCAUCGCCGCCAGUCACAGAUGGUGGACAACUUAUAAUACAGGGACGAGGCGCUGCUAACGCCCAUUGCCCAGCAGCAGCAGCGGCUGGCGGCUGGCGCCGCGCCCGGCUCCCGGCUGGAUAACCCCAGGCCCAAGCAGAAUCUGGGCAGCCUGUCGGCCGAGGAUGUGCAGGAGAUUCAGAUCGAGAUACCCAUGGAGUAUAUCAACAAAUGGAACAAGAACAACAAUGCAGCAGCCGCCACGGCCUCCAGUCAUGUGUAAGAGACUGCCAGCAACAACAGCAGCAGCAGCAGCAGCAGCAACAACAGCAACAACAACAACCACAGCAACAACGACAACCACAGCAACCAAAGCCAGACAAUGGCCCAGUUGCAUCAAUCGAACAAAUGCAAUUACAAUUUUCCAUUAAUUUUUAAAAUUAAUAUGCUGCUUGCGCUCGCACUGUAAAUAUUUAAGUCAACAUUUACGGAUUCAGCCGUGUGCGAGGUGCACUCCAUAGGCGCGUUGUCUGUUCGCUUUCAUUUCGUUUUUGCUACACUGAUGGAGCUUCAAUUUGGCUGAGAAUGAGUAAAAAAGAGCAUGAGUGAUUUAUUUAUUAUUUAUAAUUUUCUUUGUUUGUGUAAAUAGUUACUUUAAGUUAAGCGCAGGUUGUAAACACAUUUCAAAGCCCGGCAAAAGCAAAGCAGAAGUAAAACUAAACUAAAACGUACGUUUAAACAUCAUACGAAACCGGCAAUCAGAAACCUAAAGCUAAGCAGCAAUAUAUAUACAUAUAUCGUCAUAUAAGAGAGCAGAAGAUGAGGCAACCAGGCAAUAGAGAACAAAAAAUUAAAUAUAGUAUAUAAAUAUAUAUAGAGAGAGAGUUUAACUAAAAUUUAAACUGUGCCAAUUAACCAAAUGACAAGUUAUGAACUAAUUAGCUAAACAUUGUAUAGAGAUCAAGUUGAACAAAUUUAUGGCACACGGAAUGCAAUUCAAUUGAACAGAGAAGUUAUACCCAAAUAUACAUGCAUACAUACAAACAUACAUACAUACAUAUAUGUAAGUACACAUACUAAAUAUGCAUAGAAAUAAAAUGUUAUGUUAUAUAUUAUUGAACGACAAUCGCAUGCAAUAAGAAUGCUCAAAAACCAAAAAAAAAAAAAAAAAAGAAGAAAAAAAUAUAUAUAUUAUAUAAUAAUACAAGCAAAUAGAGAAAUGUCAUAGUUAAACGAAUGCAUAAAUUAAAUGGAAAUUAACGAGUGUGGCAGUCAAAAUCAAAAGUAAUCUAGUGCAACUUAAAUAAAGCCCUACUAUAAAUAGAUCAAGUAUAUACAACGAUAUCGCUAGUUAAAUUCAAUUCGACGUGUCAAGUGUUUCUAUUCGAUGCAAAGUGUUCAAAGUGUGAGUGUGUGUGAGUGUGUGUGUGUGUAUUAAUUGCGUUGCAGUUCCUGGAAUAAAGUUGACUGUGUCGCCUGUAAGGGGAAGGCUUUUGCAUUGCUUACAAAGUCAGCAACUUGAUUCCAGCAACUGCGGCCCAAGCUCAACGUGGGACUAACUCAACCGAAACCAAAACCGAAUCUGGACUUCCAUAAAAGAAACAAAAAAAAACUAUGAAUAUGAAUUAUAAUCGAAGUGUUGACUUUAAAAAGAGCAGUUCGUAUCGUUCGCUAGGUCCUUUGUUAAUAUUAAUAAUAAAAAAUAAAAUAUCAGUUUGCCAUUGUGUUUAGUUUUCUUCCUUUGAACUGUGUGCAUUCAAAUGCAACCCAAGAAGCUUUUUAUUUUUAGAAAAAAUAAUAAUAAUGAAAUAGGAUAAAUAAUUUAAAUGUAAUGAAUGCGAAAAGGAAACAAAUGCUAAAAGCCACGAUUCUAGUCAGCCGAUAGAAAGCAAAGCAAAGCAAAAAUAAGUAAAUAAUAAAAGAGAAACGAAAAACAAAAGAAUACCACAAAAAUGCAAGGCAAAUCAAUUAUGAGGAGUGAAAGCUCUUUAUGUUAAUAUUGUAUAAAAUGUCAUUCAAAUCUGAUUUUCCUUAUCAAUGAUCGAAUGAUGGAAGCAAACUCCAAAGAACUUGUUAUAUUUUUAUAAACAAAUCAAUAGCUAAACUAAUUUAUAUGCCUAACGAUGUUUAUAUACCUAGUAUAUGUAUAUGUAACUGUACUUGUAUUUGUAUUUGUAUUUAUAUUUGUAUUUGUAUUUGUAUUUGUAUAUGGAUAUUAACAUGUAAAACGUGAGUGUUAUUUAUUUUUGUGCUUAACUACAGCAUUGCUAUGCCGAGAUCUAGAGCUAAACCAACAGAAACUGAAACUGAAACCGAAACCGAAAUCGAAACUAAUAGAGAAACAAACAGCCUCGAGGCGUUCAAACAGCAAUAAAAACCAAAAAAGCAAACCACAGAAUC
Drosophila mojavensis is the source of this 5727-nucleotide messenger RNA. It is a transcript of the gene Octbeta2R, whose product is annotated as octopamine receptor beta-2R. Gene Ontology annotation, cellular component: membrane. The record is from RefSeq and is a predicted model, not a curated record. The transcript has 6 exons. Gene Ontology annotation, molecular function: octopamine receptor activity. NCBI's taxonomy places the organism in Eukaryota, Metazoa, Arthropoda, Insecta, Diptera, Drosophilidae. Gene Ontology annotation, biological process: adenylate cyclase-activating adrenergic receptor signaling pathway. Bases 1679 to 3385 code for a protein of 568 amino acids.